ACUACGUCACGACUCUCUUCCUCUUCUGCCAACGCCAUUGUGGGAUAAGGACUGGUGGAAAUGUCGUCCCACAAGACUUUCAGGAUCAAACGCUUCUUGGCUAAGAAGCAGAAACAAAACAGGCCCAUUCCUCAGUGGAUCAGAAUGAAGACUGGAAACAAGAUCAGGUACAACUCUAAGAGGAGACACUGGAGGAGGACUAAGCUUGGCCUGUAAACCUGACCCAUGGAUCCAGCAUCCCUCCAUUCCAUCCUACCAGACCUCCAGCUGCUGGGCUUCACUGUUUAUGGAGGGGGGCUCCAUGUCAUCUGGAGCUGCAGCUGUUUUUGUACAGAUUCUCUGGUUUGACAAUAAAAGAUCUGUGAUCAAGCUAUAA
Messenger RNA from Doryrhamphus excisus (bluestripe pipefish), 376 nucleotides. RefSeq names its product ribosomal protein L39 (gene rpl39). Lineage: Eukaryota; Metazoa; Chordata; Actinopteri; Syngnathiformes; Syngnathidae. Gene Ontology annotation, molecular function: structural constituent of ribosome. Gene Ontology annotation, biological process: translation. Gene Ontology annotation, cellular component: cytosolic large ribosomal subunit; ribosome. The record is from RefSeq and is a predicted model, not a curated record.